CUCGUCGUUCCCCUCCUCCCCCUUCAUCGCCGUUAUGCCUACCAGACGCGCCCCCGCCGGUGGUCUUGCUCGUGCGCACGCCCGCACCAACUCAGGCGGGUCAUCGAAGCUCGGUCUCAAUCUCCAGUUCACCCAGAAGGACGCACCACCUCCAAGACUACCUGACAAAUUGAAGAAGAACGCCCAUGUUCAUCACGAUCCCUCUACUCGCGCCGGAGCGCCGGCGUUCUCCAGGACUAACAGUAGCCAUCACGUUCCUUCGCGCGAACACGUCCAGGCCGCGCAAUUGCGGCGCGCCCCUACUCCCCUCGCCUCCGCCCGCCAGACUAACAAUGGAAGACAGAAGGUAGACUUCAGGAUAUCCAGUCCCUCGGAAGGCGACGAAGACGAGUGGGUCUCUUCCGAGAGCGGCGCCGCUACACCCAACACCGCGAGCGCCGACUCCGAUGCAGAAGAGCCGACGACGCCGGUCACCUUGAAUAAACUGUCCCUUGCACAAGCCAAUUCGCAGCUCAAUGGAUUCCAUAGAGAAGACGUUGAGACACCCAAAGCAGAAGUCCCUCCUUUACCCCGCGUCGAUACCGCUCGUUUGCCCGAACCUCCGUCCCCCGCACCUGCUGCACGCGACUACGCACAAGAUCAACCUGCAACGCUUUCUGUCCCUCAACCACAACCGCACCAGCUCGAUCGUCAUGAUCAGCUCAUCCCUGAAGUAGAGCGGCAGCCCGAGCUGUCGGCUCCCACAUUAACCCGUGCUCGCUCUGAGACGUGUUCUCCCCAUCGCUUGUCGCCCCCACCCAAACGCCAAUCCAUGACAAGGCCGCCUUCUACGCACUCCGUGACCAGUCGGACCGAUUCAGCGGCAUUACGGCCUCACCCACUGAUACGAGGUCAUUCUUACGGUCAGACUGGCGGCUUCGCGGCAAUGCCCGCACCGUUAGCACCAUUGACGAUGGUUUCAUCAGACGCCGCACAGGCUCAGAUGUCGACCGCAUCGUCCCCCACUAGCAUGCGUGCUGGCUCUCCGUCUAGCAUCAAGACGGCGUCCGCGUCACCCAUACAGACAUCACCCUCGUCGACCUCGCAAGCGCAUAAGCAGCUAAGGAGAACAUCGACCUCAUCGGUACGAUCGACUGCCACGUUACCUGUCCAGCCAUCCCCCAGUCAGAUUCAGCUCAGCAAAUCGAGUCACGAUCGGCAGCGCACAUUGUCCGCCAUUUCUUCUUCCUCUUCUUUCGCUGCCCUUUCGAGCCUCGGCCUGCGCUCUACCCCCUCUCCGCCGCGUACUCCGAUCUCGUUCACAUCACAUUUCCCGCCCGCGGAGGCCGCUGCCAACCUUGAACAGAUCCAUCCGCUACUUCCUCCGCCAUAUCUGAACGCUCACUUAAGCGUAUUGACGUAUCGCAAUCCUAUUGCGGAAGCGUAUGAUAGGGUCAUCCGUGCUAAGCAAGCACGGUAACCCGUGUCUCUUGGAUUUCCUUGGGUAGAUAUCGGAUGAGAUUAAGCUUCAGCUUGCACAGCCCUAUAUAUGUAAUUCUAGGCCGAUAAGUUGCGGCACCAGGACCAUCACGUCUUCCAUGACACUUCUGUACUACAUAGACUACUUUUUUUCUGCAAACAGCUUUAUUACCUAA
Molecule: messenger RNA, 1634 nt
Organism: Postia placenta MAD-698-R-SB12
Lineage: Eukaryota; Fungi; Basidiomycota; Agaricomycetes; Polyporales; Adustoporiaceae
Exons: 3
Coding region: 35-1459 (474 amino acids)
Source: RefSeq, a predicted model, not a curated record